GAAAUAUGCUUUAACACAGAGCAUUAGGGUUUAUUGUUCUGACUAGUAACUAGGGUUUUACAAGCGGAGGGAUCGCCAUGGCACGGUCCACUAGAUCAUCCGCAAGUCGCCUACUCUACGCCUUCUCUUCAAUCCAGAAGACAUCACCUUUCCCCGCUUCUUCUCCCUCUGUAUGCAGGUCUCCAAUCACCGCACUUUUGUUCGGAAACUUCCAUUUCCGUGGAUACUCCGCCGGAGCCGCUGCCAGGUUAAAUGAGGAGAAAGAUGCAGUGUGGAAACAGUCAAUGGAUAAAGUUCGGAACAUUGGAAUAUCGGCUCAUAUUGACUCCGGUAAAACUACUCUCACUGAGAGGGUACUGUACUAUACGGGGAGAAUUCACGAGAUUCAUGAAGUUAGAGGAAAGGACGGUGUUGGAGCAAAGAUGGAUUCUAUGGAUUUAGAGAGAGAGAAAGGUAUUACUAUACAGUCUGCUGCUACCUACUGUACUUGGAAAGAUUACCAGAUAAACAUAAUAGAUACUCCAGGUCACGUUGACUUCACAAUUGAGGUGGAGAGGGCAUUGCGAGUUCUAGAUGGUGCCAUUCUUGUUUUUUGUAGUGUUGGUGGUGUGCAAAGUCAAUCUAUUACAGUUGAUAGACAAAUGAAAAGGUACGAGGUUCCAAGGCUUGCUUUCAUUAAUAAGCUUGAUCGAAUGGGAGCAGAUCCAUGGAAGGUUCUCAACCAGGCAAGGUCAAAGCUUCGUCAUAACAGUGCUGCCGUGCAAGUUCCAAUUGGCCUGGAAGAAGACUUCAAAGGUCUUAUUGACCUAGUGAAGUUAAAAACUUAUUAUUUCCAUGGUUCAAACGGUGAAAAAAUUGUCUGUGAAGAAGUACCUCCCAGUAUGGAGGCUAUAGUUGCAGAGAAGAGGCGUGAACUAAUUGAAGUUGUGUCGGAGGUUGAUGAUAAACUUGCCGAGCUGUUUCUGAAUGAUGAGCCUAUAUCAUCAGAUGAACUUGAGGAAGCAAUUCGCAGAGCCACAAUAGCACGGAAAUUUAUACCUGUGUUUAUGGGCAGUGCAUUCAAGAACAAGGGAGUCCAACCACUUCUUGAUGGCGUUCUAAGUUAUUUACCUUGCCCCACUGAAGUUAGUAAUUAUGCUCUUGACCAGACAAAGAAUGAAGAAAAGGUUACUGUAGCUGGAAACCCAAAUGGACCUCUUGUAGCAUUGGCUUUUAAACUGGAAGAAGGGAGAUUUGGUCAGCUGACCUACUUAAGGAUUUAUGAAGGUUCCUUUCGGAAGGGUGAUUUCAUCCUCAAUGUCAACACGGGGAAGAAGGUUAAGAUUCCCCGUGUAAUCAGAUUGCAUUCAAAUGAGAUGGAGGACAUUCAAGAAGCACAUGCAGGGCAAAUAGUUGCUGUAUUUGGCGUUGAAUGUGCUUCAGGUGAUACAUUUACUGAUGGUUCAGUUAAAUACACUAUGACUUCAAUGAAUGUCCCCGAGCCAGUGAUGUCCUUGGCUGUCUCACCAGUCUCCAAAGAUUCUGGAGGACAAUUCUCCAAAGCGUUAAAUCGCUUUCAGAGAGAAGAUCCCACUUUCCGUGUUGGAGUUGAUCCAGAGAGUAGUCAGACCAUUAUCUCUGGAAUGGGUGAGCUGCAUUUGGAAGUUUAUGUCGAACGAAUUCGACGGGAGUAUAAGGUUGAUGCAACUGUUGGGAAGCCUCGUGUUAACUUCAGAGAGACAGUUACUCAACGUGCUGAAUUUGACUAUUUACAUAAGAAACAAAGUGGUGGACAAGGUCAAUACGGAAAAGUUUGUGGGUAUAUUGAACCUCUUCCUGAAGGAUCCAAAACUAAGUUUGAAUUUGAAAACCAAAUUGUGGGACAAGCCAUACCUUCAAAUUUUAUUCCUGCAAUCGAGAAGGGAUUCAGAGAAGCUGCUAAUUCAGGUUCAUUAAUAGGACAUCCCGUUGAAAACAUCCGUGUUGUCUUAAAUGAUGGUGCAUCUCACACAGUGGAUUCUAGUGAACUUGCCUUCAAGUUAGCAUCAAUUUAUGCUUUUAGACAGUGUUAUACAGCUGCAAAACCUGUAAUAUUGGAGCCAAUCAUGCUCGUUGAGCUUAAAUUACCCACAGAAUUUCAGGGUACCGUAGCUGGUGAUUUAAACAAGAGAAAGGGUGUGAUUGUUGGGAACGAUCAAGAUGGAGAUGAUUCAGUAAUCACGGCUCAUGUACCGCUCAACAAUAUGUUUGGCUACUCAACAUCCCUUCGAUCAAUGACACAGGGCAAAGGGGAGUUCACAAUGGAAUACAAAGAGCAUUCUUCUGUUUCUAACGACGUGCAGACGCAACUAGUAAACAAUUACAAGGCCACCAAAUCAGCUGAAUAAAUGAAUGUGAUGUUUCCUUUCUUUAUCUUUAUCCUUAGACUGUUAUAAUAUUUAUUGAUAGCUUUAGUAUUAUAAUCAUGUCUUAUUGUUUGCUAAAUGCAAAUAAGGGAGAUUCACGAAUGAUGUGAAAUUUUUGAUAGAGAAUUGAAUGGGACUCUCAAACAUUAUUUGAAUAAAAGAUUGUAUGAUUCGGGGAAAAAUAGAAAGAAAGAAAAAAGGUAACUCAUGUUAUGUGAGUUCUUAUUUAUAUUGCAAUCUAAGAGAACAAAAGGACUUUUUUUUUUUAUUUGGGUGGUAUUGUAAAACAAAUUUGUUUUUGUUUUUUAAUAUUAUAGCUGAUAGCUUUAUA
This is a messenger RNA of Impatiens glandulifera, 2715 nucleotides long. RefSeq names its product elongation factor G-1, mitochondrial-like. The record is from RefSeq and is a predicted model, not a curated record. NCBI's taxonomy places the organism in Eukaryota, Viridiplantae, Streptophyta, Magnoliopsida, Ericales, Balsaminaceae. The coding region runs from base 78 to 2366 and encodes 762 amino acids. Gene Ontology annotation, cellular component: mitochondrion. Gene Ontology annotation, biological process: mitochondrial translational elongation. Gene Ontology annotation, molecular function: GTP binding; GTPase activity; translation elongation factor activity. The transcript has 20 exons.